CCAGGAAUCUCCAGUUUACAAGUGUCGGUGAAGGCAGCAUUUCUCCUCCAGUCAGUGAAGGCUGAGCCAUAUGAGGUGAACCUGCUUCACUCGCGGUCAUAGACAGUACGUUCAUUGUAAUGAACAGCUAACGGUAGCACGUUAUCGCAGGAUGUCGGUGGCUAGUUAGUUACAACAGUUUAAAAUAGCAGGUCUAGGGGAUUCACUAGCUAGCUAUCGGAUAGGUCGAUGCUGCUGGAGGAAGUGCUUAUGAAAUAUUUUUUUCCCUAUCAUGCCGAAAUCGUUGUAUUUGUAGCUAGCACUGCAGGCUAGCGCAGCUAAUAGCGGCAAGCAAAGCGUGACUAAUCGGUCUCUUUGAAACGGUUCAAAUGGAGCAGUGGCAGGACGCGGCCUCUCAGCAGCUCAGGCUUAUUACAACUCGUCUCAACGAGCUCUUGUCCAAAGGCCUGGAGCUGGUGCGCUCCGAGCUCGGCGUGGAUUUGGGACUGAAGCCCGAGCUCAUUCCGCCAUGGAUGAUCCUCUUCGCGGCAUGUACCGGGUUGGUGCUGAUGGUCGCCCUGUGGGCCUCAGUGUUCCGGGCUCUUUUCAAGAAGCGACCCGCCGUACGUCAAGUCGACGACGACGCCGAUAUAAAGAGAGGAGUCGUUAAAACUACCAAAUCAGAGGAGCCGAAGAAAAAAAAGAAGAAACCAGAAAAGAAAGCGCAGCCAAAUGGAAGAGCAGUGGCUGAACCCCAGGAUGAAACCAUGGUGUCCGAGGAGAUGGUGCCACAUCAUCAUCCGCCUCCACUAGAAGUCAAGGCUGACAAGGUUGAAGAGCCAAAGAAGUCCAAGAAGAAGACCAAAGGAGCUUCAAAGGAGACCAAGUCCGUGACUACAGAUGGCAAAGAGCCAGAAGAAGGCACUUGGGAGACCAAGGUCAGCAACAAAGAGAAACGCGAGCAGCGCAAGAAGGACAAAGGUUCCAGUGAUGGCUCAUCCAGUCCGGGUGGAGGGGAGACACCUGUGAGCUCGCCCCCAGAGCAGCAGCCCACUGCCUCUGUGGCACCUAGUGCCCCUCCAGCAUCUGUACCCACAGCCCAGAAGAAGAAAAAAGGAGAAUCUACAAAAGUGAAGACUGAGAAGGUGGAAGCUGUGGUUUCGCAAGUGAACAGCCGCGAGAUGCCGACAGUGCCUGCAGCUGUGACUAAUGUGCCCGUUAAGGUUCCUGCUCAUGGUGCUGUGAAGAAGGCAGGCUCCUGGGCCGCCAGUAGAGAACCAGCCACAGUGUGGAGGCCAGAGCUCGAUGAUUCGUGGACUGUAAUUGAGAAGGGAACAGAGUUAAAUCUGUCUUUUGCUGGAGUCGGUGCUACUGAGCCCCAGCCUGUGAGUGAGCUGACUUGGCUCAAUCAGCCCAGAGUGGACGAUGAGUGGUCUGGACCCAACGGUGGUUCAGCUGACCCCAGCUCCGAUUGGAACGCCCCUGCCGAAGCCUGGGGCAACUAUGAAGAACCCACUCCUGCUCCCAUUCCCACUCAGGAGCGCCCCCUCCCUGAGCCUGCCAAGGUUAAUCUGCUGAUCGCAGCCACUGAGGAGGAGGAUGAAAAGGACAAGGCAGAGUCAGGUGCUGAUGGGGCGACUAAAGCGAAAAAGAAGAAAAAGAAGAAGAAGAAAGCUGCAGAGGAUGGAGGAGCGGGUCAGCUUGUUUCUUUGCACCCUGUGAAGGGCGAGGACCUGGAGAAAGAGGCGGCGCCUGCAGCUCAUGCAGCUCCGGUGAAGAAGCAGCCCGCUGCUCCUGAGAAAACUGCUGCCGUCCAGCCUGUCAAAGCAGCUGCUGCUGAGGUGAGAGUCGACCGACCAGUGAAGGACAACGCAUCCCAGAAACCCCCUGUCACACAAGUGCCACAGAAGCCAGCAGACACAGAGUCCACUGCCAAGCAGAACAACCUCCCUGCUCCAACACAACAAAAAACACCCGAGGAUAGCCAAGCACCCAAACCAGCAAAGAAAAAGAAGGCAAGAAGAGAGACAUGAGACUGCGUCCAUGCUACGAACCACUGUAUGCAAAAGACUUGAUAUCUUGUUUAUGCAACACCUUUUGUAACGAGAACUUUGAAGGUCAUCAUGAAGGACUUACCUUAAGUCCUGUCUGAAAAACAAAAUCAAGUUUUAUACAAAUGGUGUCAAAUGGUGGCUCAUACAGUGCAAUCUUAAAAUAAUGCGGUGUUAAUGAUUUUUUUUUUUUUAAGUAUGCAUUUGCUACUAUGAUUAUUUCAAAUUCCACUGAAUCGAAUAACCCAUUGAAGGAACUGUGUUGUAGACAUUAGACCUGUAGAAAUUCUGAUCAUGUUUAGGAAAUUGAUGUUGUAAUGGUUGAUGACGGGCGUCUACUGUGUUCAGAAAGGAAACGGUCAACUCGCAGGUCGAACAACACUGAGCCAUAAUGCUGAUCCUGCCUUCGCUGUUGCGCUUUUAUUUCUGAUGUUUGCGAGCACUGUUGGACGAAAAGAGCAGAGAUCAAAUUAAUGUUUUUUUUUCUCAAGAAGACGUAAACAUGUUGUGAACUAAAUGUAACAUGAACAUAAGUAAGUGGAAGAAAAGGGAGUCUUGUCUGCUCCGUGUUUUUGUGUGUGUGGUUACACCACUUGAUUGACUCGCUCCAUCUGGUUUGUCUUGUCUAAUGUACUGCAGAGUGUUGAGACAACUGUGGGUGUUUUUACUAUCUGUGACUGCUUUGUGGCCGGAGCUGUGUGGGACCCUCUGAUUGUAGAUGUACCAUUGCAGUGUCAUCGACCUAUUAUUUUCCAACCAUUAAGUCUUCAGACCCUUUUUGUAAAAUCUGUUUGUAAUGAAAGAAAAGCUUAAGCCAUAUGUAAAAAGACUAAAUAAAGGCCAGUUUUUCUAUA
Molecule: messenger RNA, 2884 nt
Organism: Betta splendens (Siamese fighting fish)
Lineage: Eukaryota; Metazoa; Chordata; Actinopteri; Anabantiformes; Osphronemidae
Product: protein LYRIC-like
Exons: 13
Coding region: 369-2012 (547 amino acids)
Biological process (GO): positive regulation of canonical NF-kappaB signal transduction; regulation of transcription by RNA polymerase II; positive regulation of angiogenesis
Cellular component (GO): nucleus
Molecular function (GO): transcription coregulator activity
Source: RefSeq, a predicted model, not a curated record